AUGGAUUUUGAAGCCGGCUUCAAGGGCACGGUGCUGUUAUGGUGCCUGCAAUCGCUGGUCGCCGCGUUCAGCAUGUUCAUUGUGACACUGCAAUGCGGAGGCAAGAAAAAGUGAGUUUCGAAGGAGUUUCGACCAAUUUUUUGUUGCUUUUCUUCAAAAUAUGUGGUAAUUGAGAGUGUUUUGGUGAUCCUGGCCUAUUUUGCUUUGGUAAUCUUGGCCUGUUUUUCAAAUUGGUUGCAAUUUUUUUUAGGCCGAAGGGAAGGCCGGCGCCUAAAUCAGCCAUAAAUUCAGUCCCACCCGCUCCAGCUCCAGCACCCGGUGCCAAUCUGCCGCCACCCCCACCGGAUGCAGCACCAAAGCCCGCUCCGAAUGUGAGUUACAGAUAUUUUUUGGACAGUGUGGCACACAAAAUUACUGAUCGCUCUUUGUAUUUAGGCCGAGAACGCAGCAGAGAAGAAGGAAGAGGGCGAGAAGAAGGAGGUAAGUUCCGGCGGAAUUUUGAGUGAUUCCCGGGAAAGUUUCGGAAUUUGAAAGCGAUUUUUAUGGUGGACCUGAACCAUUGUCAAAAAACGUAUUAUUUUGGAUCCGGGAAGUAUCAAAAAUGCCGCAAAAUACCUCCCUCUCAAAGCGAAAAAUUCCGAUUUCAAAAGCGCGCCCACUCUUUUUGUGAGGGGAAAGGGCGCGCAUUUCAAAACGGAGUUCCUUUUUUAUUGUAGUGGGAGGUAUUUUGCCACAUUUUUGAUGCUUCCCGGAUGCCAAAUUAUACAUUUUUUUGCCAGUGGAUCAGGUCCCACUGCAGUAAUCCGUUUAUAAAAUUGCUUGAGUGAUUAUCACGGUGAGUGCGACAGCCCAGAUAAGCGUAAUGAAUAAAUACACAGCAUUUUUGUGCCAAGUGAAACAUCGUUUUCGCUCAGUGAAUGUCGCGAAAAUCACUCCAACAACUUUGCAAACGGGCUGUUAGGACCGUAGUGAGACUCGCUUAGAGCGCUGAUCUGAAAAUUUUUUCUUCUGUACAGUGGGGUCUGAUCCAGUGGCAAAAAACAUGCCAUUUUGCAUCCGGGAAGUAUCAAAAAUGUGGCAAAAUGCUUCCCUCUCCAAGAGAAAAAAACUUUGUUUUGAAGGGCGCGCCAUUUUUCCUGUCAAAAAGAGUGGGCACUCUUUUGAAAUCUUACAAGGGAAUGGUUUGAACUGUCCGUGAGCUUUCAACAUGAGACCCCCAAAUUCUGAAAGAGCGUACAAAGUUUAGUAGGAAUCCGUUUUCUAUUUUUGCCGAAUGGUCUUGAGAGACGAGAAAUAUCGACAGAAAGAUCCGACUAAAAGAAAUCAAAGAGAGAAAAGACGAACCGAAAGACCUAGGAAAGCGUUACCAAAUAGUCUCGUGGAAAAAGUUCCACGCACAAAUCUUUUGGCAGAAGGAGGUCUUGGAGGUUCGAGUCCAACCGAAACGGAUAUCCUUGGCUUGAACGUACAUAUCAGUUACUGUAUUCUAUAGCCAUGUAAAAAAAUUUUUUUUUUAUUUAUUCAGGUGUUUUACAGAUUUCUUUGCAAAAUUUCGAGAAAACUUGACAAUUUGGCAACAUUUUUGAGUUUUCGAUGAUGCCAUUUGUCAAUCUUAUGGUAUGUUAAAGAUGUUUUUGGACCAUUCCAGGAGGUGUUCCAUGAUCUUGCAAAUUUUUUCGGGCUUCCAGAAAAGAAUGUCGCCAAAUUUUCACCUUUUCUCAAAAUUUUGCAACAACAGUUGAAAAGAUUAUUUUUGGAUCCCUGCGUCAGCGUAUAAUGGACCGCGUGAAUAUUUACGAAAAAGUCGAUUUUGAAUCUUUUGGUUUAGAAUGACUGUAAACAUGUAUUUAACAAAAGCCCAAAAUAUUUUCCCCGAAUUCUGCCAUGAAGGUAUAAACCAGAAAUUAGGGGGUCCCUUCGGGCCCCCCUAUUUCUGGUACUUGUACUUAUUCUUUUAUACUCUUGCUUUUUGAAUUUUCUCAAAAGCUUUUGAUUUUUUUUUGUAAUUUUUUUGAAAGGCUCGGGGCCGGCGGCCCUUCGCACGCGGUGCCAUGCUUAACUCCAGUACUCAAGCUCUAAAUUUAUACCUGAAAGGUAUAAAUUUGCGUAAAUUUAUCCUUUUUUGAAUUUUAUGUCUCACGGCAUCAUAGAGAGAGGUAAUGACCCGAAAUUCUGGAUAUAUACGUUUUUGCUGAUUGAGCAUUCAAUUUUUUGAAAACCAAGUUUCUAAGAUUACUGUAACAUAAGUACAUUAAAACCGGUCGAUAAAAAUCGACCGUCCCAAGGCCAUUCGGCAAAAACAGAAAACGGAUUCUUACUAAAUUUUGUACGCUCUUUCAGAAUUUGUGGGUCUCAUGUUGAAAGCUCACGGACAGUUCAAACCAUUUCCUUGUUAGUUUUUUUCACUUACAAGGGCUCGGCAAAACCUCGUCCCCUGGUUUUUUCUUGAAACAUACACCAUUUGAAAGAGCGUAAAAAACUGGUCUAGAAGCAACUUUUAUUAGCUGCUAUUAUCCACUUACGCGCUGGCUAGCGAGAAUUUUUUAGUUCUAGGCUAGUCUCACCCUGCUUUUGAGAAAACAAACGCGAUCGGUUUCAAAAGCAAACCGAAGCAGUGCUUCGGUGGCCUAAUGGGGAAAGGCGCUGCUCAAGGACCUGCGAAGCGGGUUCGAAUGCUCUUUUGAAUUUUUUUAUUUUUCUGGCUAGUAUGGAACAAAUAGAGUCAGAAAGUUGUGUUUAAUUUUUGACUAGACUUUUGUGUAUACUCAGGUCCAUUUAAAAAAAACUACAACUAUUUUGUUUUUUUUUAUUUUGGCCUCUUUGACCUACCUUGUAGUGGGGCAUCCUGGGUGGUUGAAACUUUCAAAGGCUUUCAUAUUUUUUAUAGGAAUGCCCGCUAACGAAAAGUACGCAAAAAUUGAGUUUGAAAACAUCUUACAUGUUUGGAACAUCUUCGUUUGUCUUGAGUUACAGGACCUAAAACAUCGCGCAAUCACUGAUUGAGUAUGUCAACUUGAAUGUCUCAAACUCAGAAAACCUUUUGUAUUUUUUGACAUAGGUUGAAGCGUUCAACCUCAUAAAUGACUACUAUUUAUAUGAAAAGUGAUUAUUCGAUCUCGUUCAUGUCUCAGAAGCAAAGAGUUCCAAAAUCCAAUUUGAAAAUUUUAAAAAAUGCCCGCUAGCCAGCCCGUAAGUGGAUAAUAGCAGCUAAUUCAAGGUGAUCCUAGACCAGUUUUUUACGCUCUUUCGAAUGGUAUAUGUUUCAAGAUAAAACCAGGGGACGAGGUUUUGCCGAGCCCUUGUUAGAGUUGGAGGUAUUUUGCCACAUUUUUUGAUACUUGCUCGAUGCAAAAUGGUUUGUUUUCUGCCACUGGAUCAGGUCCCCCACUGUAGCUUCUUUUUUCAGGGUGAUGAAAAGAAGGAAGAGAAGAAAGAGGAGGAGGUGAAAGAAGGCUCAAAGAAGGAGGAGAAGAAGGAGGGCUCUAAGAAGGAGGGCUCUAAGAAAGAGGGCUCUAAGAAGGAAGGAUCUAAGAAGGAGGGCUCCAAGAAGGACGGGUCGAAGAAGGGCGGCUCUAAGAAGGAGGCCAAGGGUGGUUCAAAGAAGGAGGGCUCCAAAAAGGAGGAGAAGAAGGAGGCCUCGAAGAAAGAGGAAAAGAAGGAAGAGAAGAAAGAGGGCUCCAAGAAAGAAGAGAAGAAGGAGGAGAAGAAGGAAGGUUCCAAGAAGGAGGAGAAGAAGGAAGGCUCCAAGAAAGAGGAGAAAAAAGAAGGCUCCAAGAAGGAAGAGAAGAAGGACGGAUCGAAAAAAGAAGGAUCAAAGAAGGAAGAGUCCAAGAUGGGUGACAAGAAGGAUGAUGACAAAAAGGAAGAUGACAAGAAGGAGGAUGAUAAAAAAGAGGAAGAGAAAGAGGUAAUAGAACCGUAUCUUCUUUUUGUUAAAUGAAUUUCAAGAAGUUUUAAGUUCCAAAAGUUUGAAGAUCGUUUGUGUUGAAUUUGUUCUUUUUUUGAUAUUAGACUAGGCUAAAUAAUGGAAAAUGCUCAAAAAUUGAGAUUUCUGCUUUCAGGAGGACAAGAAGGAGUAG
Molecule: messenger RNA, 4079 nt
Organism: Bursaphelenchus xylophilus (pine wood nematode)
Lineage: Eukaryota; Metazoa; Nematoda; Chromadorea; Rhabditida; Aphelenchoididae
Source: the annotation of a GenBank genome assembly